Pocillopora verrucosa is the source of this 1074-nucleotide messenger RNA. RefSeq lists its product as uncharacterized. Lineage: Eukaryota; Metazoa; Cnidaria; Anthozoa; Scleractinia; Pocilloporidae. The record is from RefSeq and is a predicted model, not a curated record.
AUGACGGCGUUGCUUAAUCCCCCCGGACGUUUCGUUGCCCAGCAGCGGAAAAAGGUCCACGAUUCUUCGGCGCAUAUCUAUCCUAGUAGCAGAAAAAGUGAUGAUAUGAACAGCGCAAUCACGUCUUACGUUAUCGACUUCGCCAAAAAAGAAGGAAAACCAUCGCUGCCCAGACCUUGUUCUGCCACAAGAAGAAACCGGCCACAUCCAUCUCAGAAUUUUCUCAACUGGCGCAUUCCUUCAAGACCACUAACGGGCCCUAAAACUUCGGACGCAGACGAAGCUUUCCUGAAUUUGUCAGUCUUGGAAACCAAGGAACGAUUUUACGACGACUAUGUUGGCAGUUUUGAUUUGGAAAAGCAAGAGCUCUGUGAAGAAGUUGGGCCUAUCCCUCCUUGUCGUCUACCAAGACAUAGGCUUCUUCAAAGAGCUGGCCUACAGGACAAACUAAACGAGGAACGCCGUUGCCCUCGCAGGCGCACGAUGCGACCUCUGUGUAUUUCUAAAGACGCAGGAAACGAGUAUGAUUCUCUAGUCUCCAGAGCACCCACAAAAGAAAAAAACAUUAUAGAGAGCUGUUUAGACGCUGGAGAUAUCGGAUACAUAGGAAGGAACUUUGCACACGUUGUUCGCCCGGAGGCGAUACCUGCCAUACACCAGUGGCUAAAGUUUCAAGAUGAGACAGAUCGCGAUGUUGUAUUCAGGUUUCUUAACAAGUUGAAAAGAAACUCAUCGUGCCGUCAGGAUUGGGAGAUGGAUCAAAAAUCUUGCAAAUUGCCGAACUGUAUCGACAAGAACAGGACGGCAGAGUUAUCCAGGGCUGGUCGAAAUGCGAUUAGCGAUCACAUUCGCCAAAAGCUGUCAAAAGACAAACAAGCAGUUAAAUACCCAACCCUGACGAGGAGCAAGAAAUCCAAAGGACGUUCCAUGAAUGCCACCGGAGACUUCAUCACAAACAAGAGAGCAGUGUUCAUGCAGCCCCAUCGACGUCUCCCGAGCCAUUUUGAGAUCCAUCCCGAGUUUGAAAGUGAAAGCCGAUUUAUCAAUCAUUUUGGCACUGAGAAAAUCUCAUGA